Molecule: messenger RNA, 2828 nt
Organism: Saprolegnia diclina VS20
Lineage: Eukaryota; Oomycota; Saprolegniomycetes; Saprolegniales; Saprolegniaceae
Exons: 3
Coding region: 241-2766 (841 amino acids)
Source: RefSeq, a predicted model, not a curated record
CAUGGUGGGCAUCGUGCAUGGGCUCGAGGUGGCCACGCAUGACGUGCGAGCGCAGGACGACGCUUGGGGCCAGUCGACUCGACGGCCGGGUCGCUGUCGCAGACCGUACAGGCGCGGUUGAUGCGUGAUUUGUAUGGGACCGUACAUUGCUAAUGUACGAAGCCGUACCGUACGUUUCGGGCUGUGGUCAUGGGGCCAGGAUGAAUUCCGAAAAAUCCUCUCGACGGCGCCGCCUCCGCCAUGGACGACUCGGACGACGAGACCGGGGCGGCCUAUUUCCUCCCCGGUGGGAUCGCCGACGACGGGCCUCCGCGUCGCGUCGUCGACAAGACGCCUGCGCACUCGUUCCGCGCGCGUCCGGCCGCGACCUUUGGCAACAUCCAGCCCAUGCGGCCGCAAAACCUGCACGCUGGCUACCGCAUGCCCGAGCCGUCCAACUCGCUUCUAUCGGGCCUUGGCGGCGAGGCCAUGCCUGUACAGAACCGCGAGCGCGGUAUCCCGUUCAGCGGCUUUGGCUACGGCGGUAGUGGGCCCAUUGGCAUGGGCUCGAUCGGUGUCAUUGGCUCGGCGUCGACGCAAUCGCCGUCGUUUGGUCGCCCGACCGGUCCAUCGUAUUUGAGUCAUGCGCCUAGCAUGAUCGCCUCGCCCGUGGCCAAUCCUGCGCCCCUCCGUGCGCCACCAGGACUUGCCGGCCCGGCCCAAGGGGCGCCGACCCUUGAGCGACACCGAUCCGACACGCAGCCUUUCGGCGGUUUCAUGUCGCACAUGCGGAGCCCGACCGCCGUGCCAUCGCCGCUGCACUCGACGCCGCAUGUGGCCAUGUACCGCAGCGACAGCAACACGUCCAACUCGGACCUGGCCGAGCUCAACACCACGUCGGUCGUCGUCUCACACUCGGUCGCAACGGUGGAUCCCAAGAACGUAGCGGCGUCUCCGCAGCUGUUUGGGCCUCGCCGCGUCCGUCCCGAAGGUCGCGCCAGUGAUGAACCCCUCGAGACUCCUGUCAAGAAGCCUCUCGCUCGCACGACAGAUCGCAAGCCGCCGACCAAAGACAUUGUGCCGCCGUCGCUGCGCGCGACCGUCGACUCGCCAUCGUCAGCGUCGUCCGGCUCCUCCAAGGAAUCAAGCUCGCCGCCGCCGCAGCAUCCUAGCCGCCCGCCGGCGCUGCCCGCCGCCUCGACGCCACGUGCCAAGCAACAGCGCUCGCCGCUUCGCAAGGCUCCAGUCCAAGAAGCCCCGACAACGAGCGUCGCUCCCAAGGCGACCAAGCCUGAGCGUCCAGUGACGCGUCAGCCACCGCGCGUCACGACCCAACCGCGCCCGACGAUCGCGGCCCCCGAGCCCGCGCCGAUUAGCACAACGCGCCGUGCCACGCAGCGCGAAAGGGUGGGCAAGGACGCCAAGCCAUUGGUGGUGGUGCCAUCAACGCCGCCACGGGCCAAACCAUCGACGCGGGACACCGUUGUCAUGAGCCCUCAGGCCCGACAGGAAAAGAAGCCGGCGCCCCAGACGCCGGUUCGAGCGACUGCCCCGGCGCCGAGCACCCCAAAGCGUGCACCGUCGACGCCUGUGCGCGCGACCACGCCCAAGGUCGCGACGCCGGUCAAGGUCGUCGAACCUCAAGUCGACGAGGACGACGAUGUGGUGAGCGAGACGGCGACGCCGGACGAAGCGGUCGUUCCUGCUGACGAGAGCAACGAAGAAAGCUGCGAAGACGAGAGCCAAGUGCCGACGACCGACGACGACCUCGACACCCGCGCGCGCACCGUCUCCGACGACAUGCACGCGACCAAGCCAACGCCCGAGUCGGAGGAAGAGUCCAAGCCGGCCAAAGCCCGCGCCAAGGAGCACGCCAAGCGGGCCGAGAAGCUACGCAAAGAGCAGUCGCGCAAGGAGCGCAAGCUACAGCAAGCGAAAAAGCGAGACGUCGACGAGCCGGGCGUCGUCGCGCCACCAGACGACUUGGCCGACUAUGCGCACUCACCGUCGGUCAAAGUGUACCUCCAGGGCCUCUGUGUAACGUACCUUCGCUGGCUCGCAGCGCUCGUGCUGCAUGUGCAAGCGAUCGCGUCCGUGGCGCUCAGCGUGUGCAUGCUUCUGGGUCUCCAUCUGGCGUCGUACGCGCUGUCGUUCCACCGGCUCGCGCUGCGCGGUCUGCUCGUGAACCGCAACAUUGGCUCGUGCUUUGCGUUCCUGUACCUCUUCCCGCUCCUCGUCCAGUACGUGAUUCCGUGGGCGCCGCCGUGGGCGCCGGUCUGCCUCUGGUAUGCGUUCCUCGUGCAGCUCUUCUGCACGCAGGGCUCGACGGCCAUGGUCGCAACGUUCCGGAUUCUCUUGCCGCUCGUCUUCCUCGUCGAAGGCGUCUCGCACCACAGCUUCCUCCUCGACCUCAACGGCGCCGAAUUGCUCCUCAUCUCGUUCAUCCUCUCGGCGCUCAAGACGGGCAACAUGUGCAGCCCCGUCUUCUUCCUCUCGCUCUCCGUGCAGUGUCUCUCUGCGGUCUUUCUCGGGUCGGAGCUCUUUGUACAGUGGGGCCAGCUCGCGAUCGCGCUCUAUUCGCUCAACGCCAUGUCGUCCUUGCACCAAGACUGGUCGCUGCUCGAAGGCGGCGAAGAGAGCGGCCAUCGCCACUUUAUCGGCGAGUACCACCAACCGGCGACCGGGCCGCUCGGUGCAUCGAUCCAGAAAACCAAGCGGCUCGACCGGCGGUCGCUGGCAAGCGUCGUGAAGGGCCGCAACAAGGCGCGCGGCAACUCGUCCUUGUAGAUACACGGCCGUCGCCUGCCUAUCCUGCUCUCCAUAUACAUACAUCUUCCCGUGCACUUGUA